Messenger RNA from Plasmodium inui San Antonio 1, 840 nucleotides. RefSeq lists its product as hypothetical. The transcript has 5 exons. The coding region runs from base 1 to 840 and encodes 279 amino acids. The record is from RefSeq and is a predicted model, not a curated record. Lineage: Eukaryota; Apicomplexa; Aconoidasida; Haemosporida; Plasmodiidae.
AUGUUGCUAUCACGGGCCAAGCGAUGUUGCAGGUAUGUGAGGACGAUCGCCAAAUGCUCAAAGCGCAGUGGCAACCCCGGUAGCAACCCCCUCUUUGCUUCGUACUGUAAUGGUCUCCAUAGCGAAGCCACGAGGGAUGGGAAGAGGACAAGACCUUACUUCGACUAUGACCAGGACAGCAAGUUACUAGGGAGGCUGCAGAAGGGCCAACUGGACGUGGACGACUGGGGCCACGUGGAUGACCACAGGGACGCUCUGAAGAUUAAGAAGAAGUACCUCAAACUGCUCCGACUGUACCACCCAGACACAUACGUAAGUGAGAAGAACGAACAGAGGAAGAAGCGGAAGGAAGAAAUCUUUUUGCAGAUCUAUCGGCAAUACAAGAGCUUCACUCAGCACUAUGAUCACCUGUACAAGUCAGAUCUGACUGAUGAAUCUGUGUGCGAAACUGAAGAAGAGAGAGAUGAAAGACUCGAGCGGUACAGACGCUACUCUGAGGGGAAGAGAAAUGACGUGUCACAUUUCCACAAGAACGUGGAAAUAUACAUCCUAGUUAUGAUUUUAGUGACCUUUGGAGGGGUCCUCCUGCUCUGUGUCUUUCUACCCUUUGAUGUUAACAUCGGCAGGGAAGAACUAUGCGACGGCGCGGACAGCGGAGAAAGCGCUCAGGUCGUCCCCUGCUUUUACAACCCCGUCAUGAAGCGAUACGAGUAUCUGUCUGGAGGAUAUGUCCCCCCGCACCCGCACCAGUUGUACUACUUUUACAAAAAUAACUUCCCAGACCUGUUCGUGGACGAUGACCUCCUGAAGCUAAGUCGCUUCGAAGUGGUCCAGGUAUAG